Messenger RNA from Diplodia corticola, 1641 nucleotides. Its product is annotated as integral peroxisomal membrane protein. Gene Ontology annotation, biological process: peroxisome organization. NCBI's taxonomy places the organism in Eukaryota, Fungi, Ascomycota, Dothideomycetes, Botryosphaeriales, Botryosphaeriaceae. The record is from RefSeq and is a predicted model, not a curated record. Gene Ontology annotation, cellular component: peroxisomal membrane. The transcript has 2 exons. Bases 1 to 1641 code for a protein of 546 amino acids.
AUGUCCCCUGCCCCCAACCCGUCAAAGUCUGCGUCGCCGGGCGCCGCAGACCCCAAUCCGCCGACGUAUGCCGCCUUCUCACCCAGCACCCUAGGCCACCUACCCGCCACCACCAAGCAGCGCUCCACCAUCCUCGUCCACCAGAAGUCGCCGUUGCUCGCUGCCACCCCGCCGCAGGUCACCCGUGCCCUCGCCUACUCGCAUCCCUUCUUGCUGCCGCUCAACAAGCUCGUCGGCCUGCUGUCAUGGACCACCGGCGACCCGUGGGAGAGCUUCCUCUUCAUCGCAGCCUUCUGGGCCAUGACGCUGUACGGCGGCACCGUCAUUAGGCUCGCCGGCCCCAUCGUCGCCGUGGCAGCUAUCAUACUUGGCAUGUACACGCGUAGGUACUCGCCGCUCUCCUCCACUGGCUGGACUGGCGAAAAGUCCAAGGGACACAAGAGGGGUGCGUCUGUCGCCAGCGAGAGCCACCAGAAGAGUCUCGAGGACAUUGUGGAUACUUUGAAGCUGUUCACCUCAAGGUGCAACAUUCUGCUGGACCCCUUCAUCCGUCUGACGGAUUUCCUAUCCACCCAGCGCACCGCGACCUCAGCUACGACCAGACCCGCGCUGACCACCCUGUUCAUCCGCAUUCUGUUCCUAACACCAUUCUGGCUGGCCUUUACCCUUCCGCCUCUGCGCGUGCUGACGACCAGGCGCAUUGUCCUUGCCUUUGGGACGAUAAUUCUGAGCUGGCAUUCGCGGCCCGCACGGGUGACCCGUAUCGUCCUCUGGCGCUCCAGGCUCGUCCGCCGUUCCUUGGCCCUCAUCACAGGGCUAGAUGUUGGUGACCCUGAAUCUGCCGCACCUGGCUCCGACAGAGGGAGGCCCCCGCCCCUCCCGCCGCGGAGGAAAGAUGCAAAUACCAUCGCAGCGUCGUUGGCGGCUAAGCACAGGGCAGUCUCGCCGGGCGUUCGCUUCACAUUCGCACUGUUCGAGAACCAGCGCCGAUGGCUAGGGAUCGGAUGGACGUCCUCGUUGCUUGCUUACGAACGAACACCUUGGACAGACGAACAUUUGAACCCCGCACCAGACAAGGAGCAUUUUGACCUCCCGGAAGUUGACGGUGGAAAUGCAAGAUGGCGGUGGGUUGAGGGGAGCGAGUGGAGAGUUGAAUGCGCAGAAAGUGAUGAGGAAGACAACCGGGGUUGGAUCUAUUAUGACAACAAGUGGCGAGAUGGUCGACGCGGGCAAGAUGGCUGGGGACGGUAUACUAGACGGCGCAAAUGGUGCCGUGAUGCCGAGCUCGUGGAGAUCACUCCUUCGACGGACAUCACACCCUCCCCUACGCCCAUGCCACCGGUGAGCGAAGAGCCCACCUUCUCCGAAGCAGAUACAGCAAGGCCCGAAGAGACUCCGUCGGAAUAUUCCAUGUCAACCCGGGAUGAAACUGGAAGCGAUGGCAAAAUGCGCAAGAGACGGUGGUUUGGGCGGCGACCGAGCAGGGCAGCUAGCGAGAAGAGCAUCGCGACCGGAAGCGUCGAUGAUACUGAUGUGGAUAUCCAGAACGAUGAGGAAGACGUCCAUACGCCGCUCCGAUACCAUGCAACCCGAGAGAGCGAAUGGGGCUUGGGAGAUGAGGCGCGAAUGGACCUGGGGUAA